Molecule: messenger RNA, 1716 nt
Organism: Suillus subaureus
Lineage: Eukaryota; Fungi; Basidiomycota; Agaricomycetes; Boletales; Suillaceae
Product: carboxylic acid transporter protein
Exons: 13
Coding region: 136-1611 (491 amino acids)
Biological process (GO): plasma membrane lactate transport
Cellular component (GO): plasma membrane
Molecular function (GO): secondary active monocarboxylate transmembrane transporter activity
Source: RefSeq, a predicted model, not a curated record
GCCGACCUCUCCUCGAUCAAUCGCCAUCUCCUCCAUUGCCUCCCCCAUCAUGGCACCAAGAUUUUUGCGCGAGCUCAUCCCGCGUCGAGAAAGGCGUGCCCCUGGUAGUGUGGUUGUUGCGUUGAAGAAUCUCACAUGGGUGCAGUGGGCUCAGUUCUGGUCUGGGUCAGUGUCAUCUUUCGCAUCGCUAGUGCUAUCAUUUUAACCACAUGUUGCACUAGCUGGCUUGCCUGGACAUGCGACGCUAUUGAUUUCUUCGCGGUAUCGCUCACGGUAUCUCCCUUGGCGACACAAUUUCAUAAGUCGACAGCUCAAAUCACGACUGCCAUUACGUUGACUCUCUUGUUCCGGCCUGUCGGCGCUAUUAUUUUCGGUAUCUUAUCUGACCGAUUUGGCCGCAAGUGGCCAUUGAUUUUCAAUCUCCUUCUAUGCUGUAUCCUUGAGCUCGGAACUGGCUUUGUCAACACGUUUUCAGAAUUCCUCGGCGUUCGUGCCCUAUUCGGUAUUGCAAUGGGUGGAAUAUGGGGACUUUCGUCAGCCUCAGCUCUUGAGAAUUUGCCCGUUGAACUUCGUGGGAUUGCAAGCGGGGUUUUGCAGGAAGGCUAUGCUGUCGGAUACCUGAUUGCAGCCGUCAUCAAUCUGACCUUGGUAGCCCAGCACGGAUGGCGGGUACUUUUUUGGACCGGAGCAGGCAUCAGCUUUUUUGCUGCAGCCAUUCGUGUUCUUGUCCCAGAGAGCGCGUUCUUCCUGCGCGCCAAAGAACAAGAGAUAGCGAGAGGGACCAAUACCUCGCAGAAAACCAAGAUUUUCAUUAAAGAAACGAAGGAGAUGCUUAAGCGUCAUUGGCUCCUAUGCAUUUAUGCUGUGCUCUUAAUGACAGGAUUCAACUUUUUGUCUCACGGUUCCCAGGUAGGCGUAUCUCGUGUAUACAAAUUCACGGGGCGAGCCCAUAAUGACGUACACGUUCAGGAUUUGUAUCCCACAUACCUCGAGACUACUAAGGGUUUUAGUGCUCACGAUGCUACUGUUGCGACCAUUAUCGGCAACUGUGGUGCAGUUGCCGGUGGUGUUAUUGCUGGAUGGGCCAGCCAGUACAUUGGACGCCGUCUGACGAUCGUAAUUUUUACACUUCUCAUCGGAGCGUUCAUUCCAUUAUGGGUUCUACCCUCCUCAUUCUCUGCCCUCUCUGCUGGAGCAUUCUGUAUCCAAGUUGGUGUUCAGGGCGCAUGGGGUGUCAUCCCGAUCCAACUGGCCGAGAUGUCGCCGCCAGCUUUCAGAGCAACAUUUCCUGGUGUUGCUUACCAGAUCGGCAACAUGAUAUCGGCAGCAUCAGCACAGAUUGAAGCCACUGGUGGGGCUAAUUUGAAGACAACAAUCAUUAAGGACGGAGUUCCUACUCAGGAGCCAAACUAUGCAACGGUGCAAGCCAUCUUCAUUGGGGUCGUUGCUGCAUUCGUGGUCGUUGUCACGAUCGUUGGGCCCGAAAAUCACAGCUCGCAUUUCGAGAAACACAAGACCGCUUUCGAAGAAGGAGGUGGAAGAGAUGAUGCUGUGGCAGACAACGCAUCACAAACGUCAUAUCAUGAAGUCGACGAGAAAAGCAGCGCUUAGGCUGCUUAGGCGCCUCCGCCUCUGCGUAAAUAAUUGUAGUAUUUAUCCACCACAGCUUGACAACAAUAUGUUGAUUGUAAUGAACGAGAUCGCGAUGCCCCCGGG